This is a messenger RNA of Solea solea (common sole), 5388 nucleotides long. Its product is annotated as ETS-related transcription factor Elf-2-like. Gene Ontology annotation, cellular component: nucleus. The transcript has 10 exons. Gene Ontology annotation, molecular function: sequence-specific DNA binding; DNA-binding transcription factor activity, RNA polymerase II-specific. Lineage: Eukaryota; Metazoa; Chordata; Actinopteri; Pleuronectiformes; Soleidae. Gene Ontology annotation, biological process: regulation of transcription by RNA polymerase II; cell differentiation. The coding region runs from base 311 to 2035 and encodes 574 amino acids. The record is from RefSeq and is a predicted model, not a curated record.
CCGUUUGCGCUUUGACCCUGUGAAUUAGUUGCAGCAAAGAGGUAGCGCGCCGGAAAGCUGCAGGAUAGCAGAGAAUAUAGUGCUCCAAACAUCAACAGAAGACCUGCAAACACGUCCAGUAUAUCCACGUACAUCUCCAGGUCAACACACUGUGUCGCUUGUGUCGUAAAAUAAUUCCCCAAAGGGACCGAGGGCUCAAAAGGACUGGUUUGCUCAGGCGAAGUCGACAUUGUGGCUAACAUAAGGCCCAGCUAGUGCUAGCCGAGGAGCUUUACUUUUGUACCAGCUAAAGCAAAACAAGGAAUGAGUAAUGACUUCUGUGGUCGUGUCAGACGGUGGAGGAAACAUUGUGGAGUAUGUCACCGUCGUGGAGGAACCACAGCAGUGUGUGCAGCAUCCUGAAGAGGAGGAGGAAGACGAGGAGGAGGUAGAGACAGUGAUCAUAGAGGGCAGCGAGGAGGUGGAGGAUGAUGUGGAUGAGGAGGAGGGUACAGUGCUGCAGGAGGAGGACUGUCCAGCUGUAAUUGUGGAGGAGGUGCCCAGUGCCCAGGUGGAGGAGUGCUACUCAGCCCAGGUCCUGGUCUACAACGACGGGACAUAUUUGAUGCAGGACGUGGCUGAAGAGCAGGAGGUGGUCACUGAAGUGGCUGAAACUGUGGAGAUGUCAGGUCAUGACAUGGUUUCUUUUGACAAAACCUUUGAAGCAGCUGAAGCUCUUCUCCACAUGGAGUCUCCUGGAGGAUUGCACAGUGAACGCAACACAGCAGAGGAUGUGAUGAUGGAGACAGUGGUGGAAGUGUCAACAGAGUGUGGGCCUUUAGAAGAAGAGUCCUUCCCUAUCUCUCCUGAAUGUGAACCUGCUGCCAAGAAGAAGCGAGGAAGUGGACGUAAGCCAAAGUUACACCAGCCUGCCUCCAAUGGCUCCUUCGAUUUAGGGAUCAAGAAAAGACCAAGAGAGGGCAAAGGUAACACCACCUAUCUGUGGGAGUUCCUACUGGAGCUGUUGCAGGAUAAAAACACAUGUCCCCGCUACAUCAAGUGGAUGCAGAGAGAGAAGGGAAUCUUCAAACUGGUCGACUCCAAGGCCGUGUCAAAACUGUGGGGGAAACACAAGAACAAGCCUGACAUGAACUACGAGACCAUGGGCCGAGCCCUGAGGUAUUACUACCAGCGAGGGAUCCUGGCAAAGGUCGAGGGCCAGCGUCUGGCCUACCAGUUCAAAGAAAUGCCCAAGAACAUACGCGUCAUUGAUGAGCAAGAGGAGGAGGGUGAGGAUGUGGAAGACGGUGAGGGUGUGGUGUCUGCUCAGCACCUAGCUCACCAACAGGGCUCUGCAAGUCUGGGCAGCACCUCUCUUGUUGGCCUCCAGCCUCAACAGACCUACGUCACUGUUAUCCCUAGCAACACCACCACCAGGCAGUGGGGGUCGACGCGACAUGUUGUCCUGUUCUCUCUGUCUGGCUGUAGGCCCAUCCGAGCCAUGCCAGUAGUCAUGACCAACUCACUAGGUCAGGUGACAUUAAACUCUACGUCCAUUCUCACCACCACCACUGGAGUCCCUGUAACUGUGGCAAAUGCCAUGGCCAGCACUCCAUCCAAACUGGUAAUCCAGGCUAUGCCCACUGUGCUGCCCACAAGCUCCAAAACAGGAGAGAAGAUUACCAUUAUCACCAUUCCAGCCAACCAGCUGGCCACACUCAUGCAGGGUAAUCCAACAGGCCAUUUAACACAGCUCAUCCAGGCCAAAACCUUCACCACGCAUCUGCCACAACACACUGUGGAACCGUCUACAGUCCAGGUGAUGGCCAGCAGCUGCUCGGCACCGCAGCUCAUCCUGGCCAAACCAGCAGCACUGGCUCAGAAGCUGCCUCAGCUGCAGGUGAGCCACCCUCACACCACACUGGCCAAAGUCCCUACUCCACAACCAAAGCCCCCCCUCUGUCAGCCCGAGGCAGUACAAUCAGAAGUGGUCAUCGCAGAGGUGCCACAGCCCUCCAGUCCAGCAACAGCGUCAGGAAAGACCCAGUUAUCCUAAAAGCAGAAGGCUAGAGGAAGUAACCAUGGACAUGGACACAGCCCCUACAGACCCCCCCCCCCCCAAUCCACUCUCUGCUUAUUGGUAUUCAGGGAAACUGAAGCCACAACCAAGAAUUAAAGGGACAAUUGCACACGCACUCACAGGUCCUUCAGAGGACAUGGGCAGCCUUAGAUUGUACAUUAAAAACCUCCUCCAUGUAAUCAGAUCUAAAAUACAAAGCCCAGUGAGACUUUGUUGCAAACACAAGUGUAAAAAGCAUUUUUGAUACUCAGCAGCUAUGUCAAAGUCCAGGUGUAUUUAGAAAAAUCUGUUUGUUUCUUUGUUUUCAGUCUUUAGUGUUUGCAGAUGUCUGUUACUCUUCUCUUCUCCCAACACCCAGCAUCUUUUUCACCUGCACACAGGAAGGAAGGAGGCGAGGGAAGGAGGGUGGAAGGGAGUAAGAAAAGAAGGGAGGAAGGAAGGAAGUAAAAAGAUAACUGCAUGGAGAUUAAAGAACUCAGUUGUGUGCUCCACAUUAGAAGUAUGAUACAAUAUUUUCUUGUACUAUCAACGUAUUGAAGUAGAUUUUACUUAACUGUGUAUUAUAAAAGGAGAUAAUUGAUAAUGAAACAGUUCAUCUUUGUUUUAUACAGGCAUAAGAACAAUGAAAUGUUUUAAAGGAAAACCCUGUAACUGUUGCUGAGUGAGAGCUCUGUUAACAAGUUUCACUUUAUUUACAGAAAACAAAAGCUGAAAAGGUCUAUUCUUUAUGAUCUUAGUGCUAUUACACACACCAAACACAAACAAUAUUAUUUAAAACACUUAAGUGUUAGUCACACAAGCUUGAUCACUGGUCAUAUCAUCAUCAGCCUCUUCUGCUGACUUGGGUGAAGCUAACAGCUAAAGCUAAAAGGUAAGUCUGCACAUUUGUUGCUUGUUGCACUGCUUUAAUGGUGAUAAUUAGUUAUCCUCACAGUUCUCACAGCAAAACUUUACAUUAAGAUUUAUUCGACCCCUGAACAACACAACUUAACUGUAGUGAAUUCAGUUAGUCAAAGGCCAAGCGAGGUGGUGUGGUGGGUCUCGUACACUUUGAAUUCACUUUGUGCCCAAGUGGACCAAAGACCACAACUCAUAAAUAUGAACUGAAAUAAUAAUACCAGUAGUAAAAUGACACACCAUGUUGAAAUUUCAGAUCAACAUCAAAUUUCAACAGGCUCAUUAAUUCCAUCAGUGGGUGAAACUGGUAGCACAACUCAUCAGAGACGAUCGUGGCUGUGAACGGCUAAACCUCCCUUCUUGGGCUUAGCCCUUAGAAAAGGAAAAGUAUCAGUUGUAGUGCAAACAUCAGCAGCUGUCCCAAGACAAUCAUCAGGAACCGUAAACACACCAAAGCUGUUGCAGAGAAAACAUAAGAUUCAGUUUUAUUCAAUUCAAUUUUAUUUGUAUAGUGCCAAGUCAUAACAUACAUUAUCUCAAGGCACUGUACAUAGACAACAUCAUGGAGAGCAGAUAAUCCCAUCAGUUCACACAAUGAUCAAAUAAUAGGCAUCAGUGGAGAGAGAAAAACUCCCUUUUAACAGGAAGAAAUCUGACAGAACCAGGCUCAGAUGUGCAGUCAUCUGCCCUGACCGGUUGGGGUGAAAAGAACCUGUGAUCCCAAGAGUCUGCUCCAAUCUCUGCAGUAGAAUAUUAUGAUCAAUGGUGUCAAAUGCAAAGUAUAGAAACUAGACCAUUAUCUAAAGCCAAGAGAAGAUCAUUACUAACUUUAACUAGUGCUGUUUCUGUGCUAUGGUUUAAUCUAAAACCUGACUGAAAAUCUUCAAACAGGCCAUUAAUCUGCAAAUAUUCACAUAAUUGAUUAGCAACUGCCUUUUCUAAGAUUUUAGAAAGAAAGGGAAGAUUAGAUAUAGGUUGAUAAUUAGCUAAUAUAUCUGGGUCAAGGGUCACUUUUUUGAGAAGGGGUUUAAUAACUGCUAUUUUAAACAUUUGGGGCACAUAUCCAGUUAAUAAGGAUAGAUUAAUUUGAGUCAAUAUAGAGCUGUUAAUUAAAGGAAAAACAUCUUUAAACAGUUUGAUGGGGAUAGGAUCUAACUGACAGGUUGAUGGCUUGGAGGAUGAUACUAGUGAUGUUAACUCAGGGAGAUCUAUAGGGGAGAAACUGUCUAACUGUGCACCUGGUGCUUUUAAAGCGCUAAAGAUGAGUCAGUCCCAAUAUGAGGGAGGAGAUGAUCCAUUUUUCUCUAAAUGUUAUUUUAUUCACAAAAAAGUUCAUAAAGUCAUCACUGCUCAGUGUUAAAGGAAUAGAUGGUUCAGUGGAGCUGUGGCUCUGUGUCAGCCUGGCUACAGUGCUGAAAAGAAACCUGUGAUUAUUCUUAUUUUCUUCAAUUAAAGAAGAAUAAUAGGCAGCUCUAGCUUUGUGUAGGGCUUUUUUGUUUGAUAGUUUGUUUUGUUUUACAGAUAACUAUAAGAGUCGGAUCAUCAGAGGGAGGAGUUGUACAGUGUAAUGGCCACAGGCAGGAAUGACUUCCUGUGGUGCUCAGUGGUGCAUAGAGGCGCAAUUAGUCUCACGCUGAAGGUUCUAGUCUGUUUGACCAGAGCGUGGUGGAGAGGGUGAGAGCCAUGCUACAGUUUCGCCCGCACCUUCGACAGCAUCCUCCUGUCUAACACUGCUGUCAAAGUGUCCAGCUCCACCCCCACAACGUCACUGGCCUUUCUCAUGAGCUUAUUGAGUCUGUUAGCAUCUGCUACUCUCAGCCUGCUGCCCCAGCACACAGCAGCAAACAGAAUAGCACCAACCACAGACUCAUAAAACAUCCUCAGCAUAGUCCGGCAGAUGUUAAAGGAGCGGAGCCUCCUCAGAAAAUAGAGGCAGCUCUGUCCCUUCUUGUAGAGGACUUCAGUGUUCUUAGUCCUGUCCAGUUUAUUGUCUAUGAACACCCCCAGAUAUUUAUAGUGAUCAACGAUGUCCACAUCAUGCCCCAGGAUGGAAACUGGGGUCAUUGGUGCCCUGGCUCUCCUCAGAUCCACCACCAGCUCUUUGGUUUUUGUUGUGUUGAGCUGGAGGUGGUCCAGCUCACACCAUGUGACAAAGUUGUCCACCACAGCCCUGUACUCGGCCUCCUCACCAUUGCUGAUAUAUCCAACUACAGCAGAGUCAUCAAACAUGGGAGCCAGAGGAGGUGUGAGAAGUGGUCACAAAGGUUUAGCAGGUCAGGCGACAGACACAGUCUCUAUGGGGUUUUUAAUUGGUGACUGCUCGAAAAGAAGCACAGAGAAGCGUGUAAGUCUGCAGCUCUGUGUCCUGGUCUCAGCUCUGGAUUGUCAUGGGUUUCUAAUAAACUUCAAUAAACUUCUAGUAUGUAACUUCA